GUGUAUAAAAGAUCUGGUUUGUCCAGUGUGGGGACCAAACCAGCUACCACACACCUCACACUUCAACAGCCAACUCUAGUCCAGCUACAGCAACCAUGUACACAUCCAUCUUUGCCGUACUUCUCUUGGCCACCGCCGCCCUCGCUAGCAACUACGGCUACGGCCAUGGUGGCUACGGCUACGGUGGAUUCGGUGGAUUGGGCGGAUUCGGUGGAGGCUUUGGUGGAAUCGGAGGAUUCGGUGGCAUUGGAGGAGGUUAUGGAGGAUAUGGUGGAGGCUUCGGUGGCAUUGGAGGCGGCCAUGGUGGAAUUGGUGGAGGCUACGGUGGAAUUGGAGGUUUCGGUGGAAUUGGUGGAGGUUUCGGUGGAUUAGGAGGAUACGGAGGUUACGGCCAUGGAGGUGGUCAAGGUUACCUCCCCGUCAUUUACGGAAAAGGCAACUAUUACUAAAUGUUUGGCCAAGAAAAGACCGACAACUCUAAACUGUGUCCUGCUAUUCAACCAUUUAAUAAGCUGGUUUACACUUGAAUAAAUAAA
Molecule: messenger RNA, 536 nt
Organism: Physella acuta
Lineage: Eukaryota; Metazoa; Mollusca; Gastropoda; Physidae
Source: RefSeq, a predicted model, not a curated record